Molecule: messenger RNA, 1029 nt
Organism: Cryptomeria japonica (Japanese cedar)
Lineage: Eukaryota; Viridiplantae; Streptophyta; Pinopsida; Cupressales; Cupressaceae
Source: the annotation of a RefSeq genome assembly
AUGAAUCAGAAUGAAAUAGCAGUCUCAAUGAAGAUACCAGAAUUGAAGUGCGUUGAAUCCAGAACAGAGAAUAAGCGUUUUCAUUAUAGUCGUUUCACUCUAUCUCCGCUUCGCAAAGGUCAAGCUAAUACAAUAGGCAGCGCAAUAAGAAGAGUUUUACUUGGAGAAGUAGAAGGAACAUGUAUCACACGUGCUAAAUUUCACAAUAUAUCAAACGAAUAUUCCGUAAUAAUAGGUAUUGAAGAAUCAAUACAUGAAAUUUUGAUGAAUCUGAAAGAAAUUGUACUUCGAAGUGAUGCGUACGGAAUUCGAGAAGGAUCUAUCCAUGUUGUCGGACCAAAAAAAGUAACCGCUCAAGAUAUCAUGUUGCCACCUUCUGUGAGAAUAAUCGAUACUACACAACAUAUAGCUAACAUAAACAAAUCAAUUACCUUAGAUAUAUCAUUACAAAUUGAAAAAGGUCGCGGAUAUAUUAUUCAAAAUCCAAAUAAUUACAAUCCUAAGGAUGAAAUUUUUGCUAUAGAUGCUGCCUUUGUCUUUCCUAUAGAUGCUGCCUUUGCCCCUGUUCAAAAUGUAAAUUACAGUAUUCACUCCUAUUGGAGCGAAAAUGAGACACAAGAAAUUCUAUUUCUUGAAAUAUGGACGAAUGGAGGAUUAGCUCCUAAAGAAGCACUUUACGAAGCUUCUCGGAAUUUGAUUGACUUUUUCCUUCCCUUUCUAAAUGCAAAGGAAGAGAACAGCGAUGGAACAAACAGUCUAAGCGACGAUAUUACUCCUUCCUUACCUAUUUUGCAUAUAUCGACUGAUACGAAGAGAAUAGCUUUUGAUCAAAUGUAUAUUGACCAAUUAAACUUCUCUACUAGGGUAUAUAAUUGCCUCAAAAAGGCAAAUAUAAAUACAGUAUCGGACCUUUUGAAUUACAGUCGAGAAGAUUUAAUGAAAAUAAAACAUCUUGGGGAACAAUCUGUCAAAGAAAUCUUGGAAUUUAUACGAAAUAUUCAAAUUGAUUCACCGGGGAAUCCGGUUUAG